UAUCGUUGCAUGCUGUGUACGUCAGUUUAGCUGAAGCCAGACAUGGAGUUACGGGAACAGCUUUUAAAACAAGUUUCGUUGAAGCCAUUCCUUGAAUUAAGGCUACGUAGUUUUUGUUAACAGAAGCUGUAGUAAUAUGAAUGUAUAUAACCAGGAGCUUAAUAAGAACGACUGAAGUGCGGAUUUCCGAUUUAUUAUCUAAAAUUUAUGAUCAGUGCCGUUGUACCUCACUUUAUUAGGCAAUCAUCUGGCUGCUUUCGGUUACAGCUCUUCUCGCUCUCAAUGUUUCCGCAGAUAGUCUUGCUUUCGUUUAUUUAAUUUCAUUUUACUCCUUUUUUUGGACAACGUUCCCCUUUUUUUUUAAAUCCCCACAAAUUUCUCGAUAAAAUUGCCGAAGAAAUAUCCUUCUGAUAGGAUUUCGUUAGAGGCUUUCAUGUUAAAGGAGCAAAUGUUUUUCUAAAGCUGCCACUCAAUCCCAGUCCCCUUACGCUAACAGAAAGAUCAAUAAAUAUCAUGAAGUAAUUCCUUACAGCUGCUGAUGUUGACUUGUGUGCGCGCAUCAGGGAAACGUGAUUUCAUCCACACCAGAUAUAUGGUAUUGGUACUAAAACAAAUCACUGACUGGUAAAUCUGAGAGGACUUAAUACUCUCAUAAAAACAAUAACCUGUUACAAGAGGGUAACCAUAUGGCUUCAGGAAGUGAGCCUUCUUGUAAGGAUCAUCCUGCAGAGCUUGCCAAGUUCUUGUGUCAAACCUGUAAUGAUGUAGUCUGUAGAAACUGUGUUGUUAGGGAAGGUCACAGAAACCAUAAGUACAUGUCCAUUCGAAAUGCAAGUGCUAAGGAAAGGGAAGCAAUCCAACAAGGCCUUGAAGAUGCAAAGCAGAAAUUAUCUGGUCUUCAAAGAUCAAUUCUCUUGGUGUCAGAAGUGAAGAAGCAAGUAGAGGUAAGGGCUUUGGAGUCAGAAAGGGAGGUUGAUCAUCUUAUUGAUGAAAAUAUAGCAGCCUUGGAACGUAAACGAGCACAGUUGAAAAGAGAUAUUGCUGUGUUGCGUGAUGAGAAAGUCCAACAGCUUCUGAAUCAAGAGAAGACAAUGAGUCUUGCUUUUGAGGAAAUCCAUAAUAAAGUAGAAUGCACUGGACAUGCACUGUGUCAAAUGUCUGACUUGGAGUUGCUAACCAGCAGGAGCAAAUUGUCUGGUCUACCUGAUUUCAAAGAAGUUGCUUUGCAAGGGGAGCCAUGUCGCACCAGUAAUUUUGGCAUAGAUGUGGAUAAAUCCUUGGUGGUUGACCUCAUUGUUGACAAGAUGGCUUGUGUUAGGGAUGAAGAUAGUCAACAGCAUGAUCAGUAUUUUCUCAGCAUGCUGGGAGGAAAGAAUGGACAGGUGUUUUCUUCCAGAUGUCAUCAGAGUGCCUACUUCAUUGUUUCUCUCAAAGACAGCCAAGGAAGGAACUGCAAAGUUGGAGUAAAUCAGGUGAAGGUGAACAUAAAACCACCAGGAGAUGGUGAGUUACAAAAUGCCAUCAUGGGGAGUAAAGCUGAACACCACACCUUCUCUUACCACCCUAGUGUGAUGGGAACCCACACUAUACACGUGUAUGUGGCCGGGCAUUGCAUCACCAAUGAACCAGUCAAGUGGAAGGUGGAAUCUUCAUUCUACAUUCUUGAUUCAACAUGUGCUACUCUCCCGCCAGAAGUAUAUGACCAGGACAAGGAGUCCUUGACAGGGUAUUGGUUCAAACGAGGUUGCCAUUCCUGGCAAGUGCGAAUUCUUACACCUGACAAGCUCAAAAGAUCUUCUGACCACCAUGUCUUUGAAGUGGGUGUCACUGAUGGUCAUCGUACUUGGCGCUGGAGUAAUGGUAUGAAGUACUACCCAAAUUCCUCAGCAAUUGUCAGCACAAUCAGCAACUGGCAGUGCGGGGAUUUGUUCUUGUUUUACCUUGAUUUGGAUUCGAAGCAACUUGUGAUCUACAAUCAGCGUUCACAUGAGAUGGAUCACUGGGGUGGAAUUCAUUCUCCUAUACGCCCCUACAUCAACCCACAGUCAACUGACUUCUUUGGAUUAAACUGAAUCAAUAAUAAUAUAGGAGCAUGCAUUCACGCAUUCAUGUCCCCAGACAUUAACUCAUAUCCCAAAAGAAACCUCAUGCAUUUUAGACAUUAAAAAAGUUGGCAGGAACGUGAUAAUAAGAAUGAUAAUGAAUUAUGGUAUUUGUUUACUGUUAGUAUAAAUUUUAAUUAAUAUUAGAAUUAUAACUAUGUGUUGAGUCAUGUAGUAGCUAUAAAUGUAUAUAGUAUUCAUGUUAGUGCGACACACUCUUACAUAUGCAAGAGUAGACCACUCACCCCAGAUGACACAACUUUUCCAUUUCUGUUUCCUGAUUCCCAUCCUGCACUUGGAUGGGAAGCUAGUCCAUAACAGUUCAUGUACCCCAGUGUUUCAUGUCAUGAGUUGGUUCUGACAAUUUGUUGGUUCUGCUUUUUAAUUUUAGAUGGAAAGAGUCACUGUCAGAAUAAGGUGUCUUGCUCAAGAAAACAAUGACUCUGAUCAGGGGCCAACUUUUCAAAAGCAUUCCUUACAAGUCCUUAAAAGUUGUAUCUUGGUUGCCAAUAUGGCAUUCUUGAUAGUUUUAAAAUUAAAUUCAAACCUUGAAAAUAUCAGGAAAAGUUACAGAAUACACUGAUUUUUGUGAUAAGAACCGCAUUACUAUUUCUUAGAUUUUGUGUGGCUUUUUUCCUGUAAAUUUACUACAAGACUGGCCUGUUUUUCUCAAAUCAUUAUAAUAUCAGUAAUGUAAUAAAUUUCUGUCAGCAACAUCAAUGGCAUGUAGCGUCAUAUAAGCCUUGAAUGAUUCUUAUUUAUCUUUAGUUAGUGCAGUAAUGAAUAGAAUGCCUACAUGUCAAACAUGAAGCAGUACACCAUUUUAAGAUCUAUUUUGUGUUCACCAGUUAGCAAGAAACUUCCAUUAAACUGCCUUUUUGAGAUAUUUACAUAGUUAGGAGUUAAUUUUUUAAGCUCAAUAUUUUUUUAAGUCCUCUUAACUUAAUGUUUAAACCUCUCUUAGGGAAAUCUUGUGUGGAGACCACACUUAAUGGCUAUUAAAGGACUGUAAGUAUUCAUUUCUAUAUUAUAUCCAAGUUUCAUGAGUGAAUUCAUGUAAAAAAGAAAGCUGUAAGAGUCUGCAGGUAUCUUAAAGAGUGUCCAUUUGAUGCAAAAAGUAAAGCAAGUGUGAAAGGGUGAUGGUAAGGUGUUACAGAAUAUAGCCAUUAAAAAGUGAUGGAUCUAUAAGAUCCGAUAAAGUAGCAA
This is a messenger RNA of Pocillopora damicornis (cauliflower coral), 3308 nucleotides long. RefSeq names its product E3 ubiquitin-protein ligase TRIM45-like. The record is from RefSeq and is a predicted model, not a curated record. NCBI's taxonomy places the organism in Eukaryota, Metazoa, Cnidaria, Anthozoa, Scleractinia, Pocilloporidae. Gene Ontology annotation, molecular function: zinc ion binding.